This is a messenger RNA of Daucus carota subsp. sativus, 901 nucleotides long. RefSeq lists its product as uncharacterized. Bases 372 to 674 code for a protein of 100 amino acids. NCBI's taxonomy places the organism in Eukaryota, Viridiplantae, Streptophyta, Magnoliopsida, Apiales, Apiaceae. The transcript has 2 exons. The record is from RefSeq and is a predicted model, not a curated record.
GGAAGCGCCGGACUUAUUAAACGGCCUCAGGAGCAGCGAAACGACAGAUAAAUAAGUAAACCGAGAGUCCACCGUACACCCUCAUCUUAUAUUACUUACACCCAUCCUAUAUCUAUAUUUUGACACGCUUCUCGCCCCAUAAGACUCAACUACUACUUCCUGUCUUGUGCUGUUUGUUUACUUUCUUCUUUCUUCUUUCUUCUCUCUCACUCUAGAUCAAUACAUAAAUAGAUAUUUUCUGGCUGAUUCAAUUGCUUCUUCAAUUAGCAUCUAAUUCUACUUUUUCUUACAUCCGAUCGGUUGACGAAACAUUGUUCUCUGUCAUUUUCACAUUCUGUUCUUCACUUGAUGAGCAAAUUUGUUGUAAAACAAUGGUCCUCGACAGCAAAAUAACUUCUCCUCAUCGAAGGCAGAAUUCUUUUAACUCUCCAUCUUUUAGGAAGCCAUACACACGAGGGGAUGAAUUAGGCAGCUUCUCAACACUUAUUAACCGGCACCGCUUCCUCCUAGUAGCUCUUGUCUUGCUGACCUUUCUCUGUACUAUUUAUCUCUACUUUGCAGUAACAUUUGGGUCCAAUGAUUCAUGCUCCAGCCUGAGUGGUACUCAAAAGUCAUUGUGUCAUCUGAAGCAGGCUAAAGAAUCCAUCUCAAAAGGAAAAUUAAAGUUUUUCUAGUAGCAACCAGCUGUUCUGAUUAUGUUGAUCUUGUCAACCAGCUGUUCUGAUCAUGCAUACAUGAACAAUGGAUAAAUGUUGUUAUAAGAAAUAUAUGUAACUACUUUUGAUUAAUUUUUAUUCUCAUUCUGAAGUUAGUUUGGUGAGAUUAAAUAUUUUCCUUUGAGAGGAUGAUAAUGUAUUAUUUCACCACAAUUUUAUUGCUUCACCUUACAAUUUUUUUACAA